Molecule: messenger RNA, 2512 nt
Organism: Xyrauchen texanus (razorback sucker)
Lineage: Eukaryota; Metazoa; Chordata; Actinopteri; Cypriniformes; Catostomidae
Product: extracellular matrix protein 2
Exons: 9
Coding region: 131-1888 (585 amino acids)
Biological process (GO): extracellular matrix organization; positive regulation of cell-substrate adhesion
Cellular component (GO): extracellular matrix
Molecular function (GO): collagen V binding; heparin binding; protein binding
Source: RefSeq, a predicted model, not a curated record
CUCCUCCCUGUUUCUCCGCCUACCUAUCUACUGGUUAUGAGGGAAUUUAAGAGGGCAGCUAGAGGUGAGGCUGCAGGUACAUGGUGAAUGUCAGAACAGUGAGUGUGUAACAACAGAUCAGAUCGUAACCAUGCAGACUCUUUUGGUGGUCUGUGUAUGCUUAGGUAUUUUAUCUGGAACAGAAGCACUAAAUGAACUGGGAAAAUCCACAGAGAGAAAUGAAGUAACAGACUCUGACUCACUCGUCACAUUGUCACCUGAAACUGAUGUUUCGUCCUCACAAGAUCCACUGGUGGAUUCUCAUCCAGAAUCAGGGGGAGAGGGAACAAACCAGGCACAAAGAACGAGGCACUUGAAGGACACUGCCACAGAUACUACACAGUCAAUUAUGGGGCGAACCGAAGCUGUGUGGGUGGAGCUAAAUGCUGUGUUAGAGAGAUGGGGUGUAAUACCAGGCAAACUAAACACAAUCUUGAUGGAACUGAAAGAGGAGAAAAAACGCCUCAUGGACCAAAGUGAAGAGCAGAAAGGGAAGAAAAAGGAGGAGGAAGAGGAUGAAGAAGAAGAAGAUGAUGAGGACGAGGAGGAGGAGGAGGAGGAGGAAGAAGAGGAGGAGGAAGAAGAGGAAGAGGAAGAAGAGAAAGAGGAAGAGGAAAAGGAGGAAGAGAGUGAAGCAGCUAACAGCACCCUGACCAGAGAUGGUUUCACAGACUCAUUACCAGACAGCUGUCAACUAGGUGGAGCUCGAAUAUCCUGCAAGCAGAUUGGAUUGUCCCACCUGCCUGUCAUUACGAAUCUUGGAGUCACCAUACUUGAACUGCCUGGGAAUAACAUAACAAGAAUACCUCCCCGUGGUUUCUCCGGACUGCCAAAUCUUGAAGAGGUUGACCUAAGUAUGAAUAUGCUGGAAGACUCCUCUCUCAAUACAAGCCUCUUUAUGAAUCUGACAAAGCUGAGAAGACUAAACCUUGACGGCAAUCAACUUUCAACAAUUCCACGCUUGCCAUCUUCUUUGGAGGAGCUAAAUAUAAACAACAACAAAAUAAACCAACUUGCCUCACACAACUUCAAAGGUCUGAUCAACCUACAAGUCUUAGAGCUGACAGGAAACCUCCUCUAUGAGGGUAGUGUUGCACCCUGGACUUUCAAACCUCUGAAGACUCUCAAGUACUUACGGUUGGAUAAAAACCGAUUCAGUUCCAUCCCAGCUGGAUUGCCCCCAUCUUUAGAGGACUUGAGGAUGAAGGAAAAUCAAAUAGUGGAGAUCCAGGACAGGCUUCUGGAUAAGUGUGUCCAUCUGAAGGUGCUAGAUCUCAGUCACAACCUUCUGAAAGAGAACAGUAUCUAUCCUGAGGCCUGGGUCAACUUGCUGAAGUUAGAAGCUCUUGACCUGUCCCAUAACCAGAUGUCUGUGGUGCCAUCACACCUGCCAAGGGCCUUGCGCCAACUCUCCCUGCAGCACAACCACAUUCAUGCCAUUCCUCCUUACACCCUGAGUCACCUUCGCCCAGGUUUAGAGUCUCUACGCCUCUCCCACAAUCUGUUAGAGGAGUAUGGGGUGCUAGGAAAGUCAUUUCGUGGUGUUUAUCAAACACUGGUGGAGCUACUCUUGGACAACAACAGAUUUGAUAAAGUGCCCCAGAACAUGCGCCACUUCAAGAACCUCCAGCAAUUGCGUCUAGAUCACAAUCAAAUAAGGUCUGUCCCAGUGAAGUCUGUAUGUAAGAUUAAAAGGACUGAGCAAUCUCACCUGACGGCUCUCCAUUUAGAGUACAACUUCAUAGAUGUGAAGAACAUCCCCCGUACUGCUUUCUCCUGCAUCCGGGACCCCAGCAAAAUCAUACUGGAGCCACAGACCCAAGCAGAGGGACAGCAGACUCUGGCAUAAUCAGCUGUCACCCUGUCAAUUCACAGCCUCCCCUCUACUCCGCCUUUCAUCCACUCUCACAUUCAUUUACUCUUACUAUGAAUACUGUAAACACUAUAUCCCUUAGAUCUAUUAUUAGCAUGCAGUCUUGCUCUUGAACUGCACAUUUACAUCAUGUUCUGUACACUCUAGCAUAAAAAACAUUAUUUUUGCACUCUUUAUGUAACAGGCUUCUAUAUGGUAACUCUAAGUCUUUAAGCAGCACACACAGGGUUGAUCAUUUAGGAUGCAGUUUUCUAAAUGACUGAUCAUAAAGGUUUAUACUGACUGAUUUGUAACUGGUCAUGAACUUUUCUUAUUGUUAAUCCUCAGUGUGACUGUUUUUGUCAUUAGAGAUGUAGUAUCUGGCUUCAUUGAAAUGUUUCUUUCUUUCUUUCUUUCUUUUCUUUCUGUGUGUGUGUGUGUGUGUGUGUGUGUGUGUGUGUGUGUGUGUGUGUGUGUGUGCAAAUUGCACAGCUUGGCUCAGAAAUAAACUGUAGCAUUGUAAGAAAUAAAAUAUUAAUAUUACUGUAUCCUUUGGUGCAUCUGCACAUGCUACAUUUUGUAGAUGAUUUUAUUUAUGUCUUCAUACUCUGUUCUCUCACA